Messenger RNA from Solanum lycopersicum (tomato), 541 nucleotides. RefSeq names its product stress-induced protein KIN2-like. NCBI's taxonomy places the organism in Eukaryota, Viridiplantae, Streptophyta, Magnoliopsida, Solanales, Solanaceae. The record is from RefSeq and is a predicted model, not a curated record.
AAUACAUCAACAAGCAAUUCCAACUUCUUUAAAAAAAAAACAGUUCGAUUUGUCUAAGUUUAUAACACUAAUUGCUAAAUUUUAAUCAUAAAAUCAUGGAUAACUCCCAAAAUUUGAGCUACCAAGCUGGUCAAGCCAAGGGCCAAGCCCAGGAAAAAGGUAACCAAAUGAUGGACAGAGCUGCCAAUGCUGCACAGUCUGCUAAGGAUUCAUUACAAGAGGCGGGACAACAAAUGCAGGCCAAGGCACAAGGAGCGGCUGAUGCAGUAAAAAAUGCUACUGGCUUGAACAAAUGAAAUUCUAAUUUCGAUGGGUUCAUAUUUUUGUAAUCGCCUCUAAAAUAAUUUAAAAUAUUGUUAUUAUUUCAAAUUAGGAAAGCAAUUUCUUUUAUUUGGUUUGAGUAUUUUUGAGAGGCUUCUUAUUUUUGAAUUAAAGAAGAAAAAGAAAAAGUUGUGUAUAAGUCACACUGACACAACUUUCUUAAUUUCUUUUCUUUCUUUUAAUCUAAUAAAAGUGCAUGACUUUGUUUGAAUUCUCCAAA